Entrophospora sp. SA101 is the source of this 255-nucleotide messenger RNA. The record is from the annotation of a GenBank genome assembly. NCBI's taxonomy places the organism in Eukaryota, Fungi, Glomeromycota, Glomeromycetes, Entrophosporales, Entrophosporaceae.
AUGGCGACUAGUGAAAGGAAUGAGAAUAACAGCGAAACAGCCACCACCAAUAAUAACCAAGAUAAUAGAAGGAAUGAGAAUACCACUGAAACGGCCACCACCAAUAAUAAUCAAGAUAAUAGAAGGAAUGAGAAUACCAGUGAAACAGUCACCACCGGUAAUAAUCAAGAUAAUGGAAACAAUGUAAAUAAUGUUAAUGAUGUGAGUCAGCCACCUUCUUAUAUGGAAUCUAUAAAUGAAGAGAGGAAUCCGUGA